Molecule: messenger RNA, 715 nt
Organism: Amphimedon queenslandica
Lineage: Eukaryota; Metazoa; Porifera; Demospongiae; Haplosclerida; Niphatidae
Exons: 7
Coding region: 161-715 (184 amino acids)
Source: RefSeq, a predicted model, not a curated record
AACGUGUGAAUAUAACGACUUGUUUAAUAACUAUACUUACACGCUGUUGCAAAGAGAUUACUACAAAUGAGAGAUUAAUUCGCCAUUGAUUGAGAUCACAUCCGAACAAAUUGAUGAUAAUGAUGGAUCGACUGUAUCAAUCAGUGUUAACAUUGAAUCAAUGAUUCAUGAUUUAAUGUGGUCAGUAGCUGUUAGUGUAUCAAACAGGUUUGGUUCUGAUACUACAGAUUAUACUAAUAUCACAAGUAAUUCAGAUGAUGGUCCAGUUAUUAAUUGCCAGUCUGAUCUUUUGAUGUCUUCUACCAUACUAUCAUCACAGACGACAUCAGCAAUGUCUUCUACUGUAUUCUUUAUGUUCUCAACGUCACCUUUACCUUCUCUACCUUCUCUUACUUCUCAAGCUGUUGCUACUGAAACUCCCACACUUGGAACUAGUGAUCCAAAUGAAUCCAGUUCUUCACAGAUAGUUGGACCAGUAGUUGGUAUACUAGUAGCAAUAUUGCUAUUAGUAGCAGUGAUAAUGAUAGUGAUAGUAGCAGUUAUCCUGUACAAAAGAAAAAGGAAUGAUGAUAGAGCUGUAAAAGGCAAACCUGAAACCAAUGGCGCUCAGGGGAGGAAUGGUAAUAGAGGCUCUAACAAUAUGGGGUUUCCUGAUCAGGCUCAUUCUUCUACUAAUGAUACUAAUGGUGAAUCAAUAGUUAAUAAUGGCUACUAG